AGCUGCGCUCUCUCGGGUACAGUGGGCAUCUUGUGGAGCGCAUGUUGAAGCUGUGAUUUCUUAACAGUCUACCUCCUGUGGCAGGCACAGGCAAGGCUUGUACCCCCCUGUCGUGAAAAUGACCGCAAUUCAUCACCUCGGGAUACCUGUAUGGCUGGGGUUCUGUUUGGCCCAGGUGUUAUUGAUUACGUGCCAGGAUGUUAAGACGGAGGACACGAAAAAUUGUAAAGACGGUGAUCAGAAUUAUUCCGAAAAUGAGAUCUGGAAGCCAGAGCCGUGCAGACUUUGUGUCUGUGACAAAGGCCAGGUGAUCUGUGAGGAGAUCCGCUGUGAGGAGCUGAAAGGAUGCGAACAGUUCACCAUCCCAGAUGGAGAGUGUUGUCCUGUGUGUCAAACCUUCGCCAGUGCGCAUGGAAGGAUCGAAACAAUUGCGUUUAAGGGCGAAAAAGGUGAACCUGGUGACAUUCCUUAUAUUGUGGGAGUACCUGGGCGUCCUGGACCAAUGGGUCCCCCAGGAGCAGACGGCCGAGCAGGAUAUCCAGGAAGCAAAGGAAGACGAGGUGUCUCAGGUCCACCUGGUUUUGAUGGAGAGCCAGGUGUCCCUGGCAUGCCAGGUGAGCCUGGUCCUGUGGGCAAUUCACUGCCUGGGAGUCACUUUGCUUCUCAAAUGGCCUCUGGAUUCCAGGAUGGAAAGCAUGGAAUGGCGGGGAUGGUCUCUGGAGCACCGGGUGAAUCAGGAUCAAGAGGUCAGCCAGGUCCACCUGGUCCACCAGGGCCAACAGGAGCACAAGGUGCGCCAGGAGAUGCGGGUGAUCCUGGGCCAAUGGGCUCUUUUGGUCCAAGGGGACCAGAUGGUCCUCCAGGAAAAGCUGGUCCAGAUGGGGAGCCUGGACCCCCUGGAAAUACAGGAGAAAAAGGAUUCCCUGGCUCUCAGGGCCCCAGAGGAUUUCCUGGGUUACCAGGUCAAUCAGGAAUAAAAGGUCCAAAGGGUCAUCCAGGUCUGCAGGGUGCGAAAGGAGAAGCAGGUGCUGUGGGGUCAAAGGGAGAAUCUGGGUCUCCUGGCACCAUGGGACUUAUGGGUCCACCGGGUCAGAUUGGUAUGACCGGUGAGAGAGGACGCAUCGGUCCAGGAGGUCCUGUGGGAAAACGUGGUCUUUCUGGACAUGUGGGGAAACCAGGUCCAUUGGGCCCUAUGGGAAUUACUGGAACCCCAGGAUUCCCUGGUGGUCCAGGCAUGAAGGGUCAGCCAGGAGCCACAGGCCCACGCGGUACCAGUGGACCUCAAGGCCAAAGGGGAGAACCAGGCCUGCAGGGCUCAGCAGGACCACAGGGCAACCAGGGACCACCAGGAACAGAUGGUACUCCUGGACCUAGAGGACAAGCAGGGAUCCCAGGUGUGCAGGGCCCCGUUGGACUGAUUGGACAGCCUGGUCAACCUGGACCUCAAGGAUCAACUGGACUUUCAGGAGCCAAGGGCCAGCUGGGGGAUUUAGGUUCACCUGGGUUUAAAGGAGAACCUGGAACUAAAGGGGAGCCUGGCCCACUUGGAGUUCAAGGAGAAAGGGGACCGAUGGGAGAAGAAGGAAAACGAGGUCCAAGAGGAGACUCAGGGGCCCUUGGACCCCCAGGUUCUCCUGGAGAAAGGGGAGCUCCAGGUAACCGUGGCUUUCCAGGAGCUGAUGGUUUGCCUGGUCAAAAGGGUGCACAGGGUGAACGUGGUGUCCCAGGCUCAUCAGGGCCUAAGGGUGCAACUGGAGACCCUGGCCGACUUGGGGAAACAGGAAUUCCGGGAGCAAGGGGUUUAACAGGCGUUUUGGGAAUGCAAGGUGCAGAGGGGAAGAUAGGGCCACAGGGAGGACCAGGAGAUGAUGGGAAUCCAGGUUCGGCCGGGUCUACGGGAACAAGAGGUGCAGCAGGACCCAUGGGUCUACCUGGACCUAAAGGCUUCAGUGGUGACCCAGGGAAAGCAGGAGAGACAGGGUCACCAGGAGGUGCAGGACAAAGAGGACCUAAUGGAAAAGAUGGAGAAGAAGGUCCAGCGGGAACUCCAGGACCUCCCGGAGUAGCAGGGAAGAGAGGUGAACAGGGACCUCCUGGACUAACUGGCUUUCAAGGUUUGCCUGGACCCCCAGGCCCACCAGGAGAGUCGGGAAAACCAGGCGAUGAGGGUAUCCACGGAGAGGCUGGUGGUGCAGGGCAGACUGGUCCAAGGGGUGAACGUGGAACCCCUGGAGAGAGAGGUGAUCCAGGGCCUAAUGGGUUACCAGGAGCCAAAGGAAGCCUAGGAACCCCUGGGCCUGAUGGUCCCAAGGGUAAACCAGGUCCAACUGGAACUGUUGGAGAACCAGGAUCACCAGGCUUACAGGGCAUGCCAGGAGAAAGAGGGAUAACUGGACCAGCUGGGCCUAAAGGAGAAAGUGGCGCAGUGGGUAACCGAGGGGCUGAAGGGGCGGCUGGCAAUGAUGGGGCUCGGGGAUUACCCGGACUUGUUGGACCUACUGGACCAGCCGGUCCAUCUGGGGAAAGGGAGAACAGGGCCCAAGAGGCCCUUCUGGAUCUCCAGGCGCCAGAGCAAUGGCUGGCUCACCUGGAGAACCAGGUCCUACUGGCUGUUGGGUUUGCUGGGCCUCCCGGUCCUGAUGGUCAGCCUGGAGUUAAAGGUGAAACUGGAGAGGAAGGUGCAAAAGGAGAGGCAGGGUCUCCAGGGCCUCGGGGAAUGGCAGGAAAACCUGGACCACAGGGAGUGACUGGAAUUACAGGCCUUAAAGGUGGAAGAGGUACUCAAGGAGCAGCUGGUCCCAGUGGUUUCCCAGGAUCCCCAGGAGGUGUCGGCCCAGCAGGCUCUGCUGGUGCAGUUGGCGAGCCUGGUCCUAUCGGAGCCCCUGGUAAAGAGGGCCCACCUGGGCUUGUGGGAGAACCUGGAGGUACUGGUCUCCAGGGGGAGCGUGGAAACCCUGGACCUGCUGGUAACCCUGGAGACAAAGGGGAACCAGGAGAGGACGGACUGCCAGGCCCAGAUGGGCCAGCAGGACCUGCCGGAACUCCAGGACAGAGGGGACUUGUGGGUCUUCCUGGAAUGAGAGGAGAGCGUGGUAUGGCUGGCCUUCCUGGACCUGGGGGUACACCAGGAAAAGCUGGGACCCCAGGUUCCCAAGGAACCAAAGGUGGUGCUGGACCUGUUGGUUUGCCAGGAGCACCCGGACCCAGAGGAGAUGCUGGUUCAGAGGGUUUGGCUGGAGCUGAUGGAAUUCAAGGAGCUGAUGGCAUCAUUGGAGCCAGAGGUGAAAGGGGAGACCCAGGCCCAGAGGGUCUUGCAGGUGGCCAGGGAACCCCAGGACCUCCAGGACCGGUCGGAACUCCUGGAGGUCCAGGACAGAGAGGAGAUCAGGGUGCAAGAGGCCCACCUGGUCCUGAUGGUCAGGCUGGAAUUAGAGGGAAAAAAGGACCACAAGGACCGAUGGGAGACACGGGUGACAAAGGAGAAGCAGGUGAGAGAGGUCAGAAGGGCCAUCGUGGCUUCACUGGACUCCAUGGGCUACCUGGAACAUCAGGUGCUCCAGGGGAUGAUGGUGCUGUAGGAAUCAUUGGACCAAGUGGGCAAAGAGGAAACCCUGGCCCUGUCGGACCACCAGGAAAAGAAGGAGAUGUCGGUCAACCUGGAGCACUGGGGGCUCCUGGAUCUCGAGGUGACCCAGGAGAAUUUGGACCAGAGGGACCCCCCGGAGAACCCGGCCCACCUGGACCCCCAGGUUCUCCUGGCCCUCCGAUAGCUGCCGUAGAUGACCUUUUUGGUACAAACUUCGACCUUGAUGUCGAAGCUGAGCAGGAGGAACCCCCACCUUCACUGCCAGAGUUCAAUGAGGACGAAGCAAGACCCAAUAACGGAUCUGAUGCAGUUCGGGGCAACAGUGAGGUUCACUUGUCUCUUAAGAGUCUGGGAAGUCAGUUGGACAGCAUGCGCAGUCCUGAUGGCACUCGCCAAUAUCCUGCCCGCACGUGCCAGGACCUGAAACAGUGCUAUCCUCUGAAGAAGAGCGGUGAGUAUUGGAUAGACCCGAAUGAGGGCAGCCCUAGAGACGCCAUCCAAGUGCACUGUAACAUGGAAAUGGGGGAAACCUGUAUACCUGCCAACCCUGCCAGUAUCCCACGCAAGAACUGGUGGACAUCACGCUCCAGCUUACCAAAACCAGUCUGGUUUGGAGCAACCAUAAACCGGGGAACUAAGUUCACCUAUGGAAACAAAGAGGCAUCAGCUAACAUGGUAUCAGUCCAGUUAAGGUUUCUCCGCCUUCUGUCAAAAGAAGCAGCACAGAACUUCACCUACCACUGCAAAAACAGUGUGGCCUAUAAAGAUGAGAAGAACAGCAAUCUGAAGAAGGCUUUAGUCCUAAAAGCUUCUGAUGGACAGGACAUCAAGGCAUAUAGCAGCAACCGUCUGAAGUACACCGUCAUCUCCGACGGAUGCUCUAAACCCAACGGUGAAUGGGGCAGGACUGUCUUUGAGUACCGCACACAAACUCUUUCACGGCUCCCGAUUGUGGACUUGGCUCCGGUGGAUGUAGGUGGCCAAGAUCAGGAGUUUGGCAUUGAUAUCGGCCAUGUGUGCUUCUCAUGAAGUCAAGGAUAAAAGCAUCAUCAUUUGGACUGGAGUUCUCAGCCAAUACAGUAUUUAUUGUCAAAUGCCGUCUGUAAGGGCCUUGAGGGAUUUCUGACCUUUAUUUCAUGAUUAUUCAUGAUGAUUUCCACUAGCCUGUGGUGUAUGAGUGCAUGAGAGACUAAAUGGACCCUUUAAUUUAUACUUUAUACGCCAUGUGUUAUUAAAGUAUGUGAAAACAUUGAUUUGAAAUGAAUUCAAAAAGUCACGUUUUACAAAUUUGACGGCCUUGAGUGUCUAACAUGUUUGAUGUUAUGUUGAUGUUGUUCACCCUUAAAUUGCAGUCAUUUCUAUGGGAUUUUGAAGGUUUGUUUGUGUAGUAUUAAACCUACUUUUAUUCAGGGUCAUUCAAUUCCCCGACAGUUCUCUUCCCAAUCCCAGUUGACCAUACGAGAGAGAAACUGUUGGACGGAUGAUAUCCUUAAUUAUUAAUGAAAACUCUCACAGAAGCCAAUGUUGGUCUCAUUAAAAGACUCAUUAGUCUACGAUAAAUGACACAGAGAAACUCUUUAUCCAUCUUUUUGUACUCUUAAGAGGGGAGAUGGGGCAGCAAUUGUUUGUAAUGAAUUCCAGAUUAAAUAUUUGAAACCC
Pimephales promelas (fathead minnow) is the source of this 5245-nucleotide messenger RNA. It is a transcript of the gene col5a2b, whose product is annotated as collagen, type V, alpha 2b. Gene Ontology annotation, molecular function: extracellular matrix structural constituent; protein binding. The record is from RefSeq and is a predicted model, not a curated record. NCBI's taxonomy places the organism in Eukaryota, Metazoa, Chordata, Actinopteri, Cypriniformes, Leuciscidae.